UACUGUAGUUAUAACUUCAAUAACUUGUGUUUUUUUGUGUUUUCAAUGUGUAUUGUUUGUAAAAAUUCACUGAUUUAUCUUGUAAAAAAGUUAUUUUAAAAAAAACUUUUUUAUGCCUCUUUAAAUGUAUAUUUUUACCAUUUUCCUUUUCCAAAAGAUCGAUUUUUAAAAUAUAAGAUAUUCUUUUAAUUCAUGUAAAAAAACUAUAAAUUCAGCAUUCUUAGUUUUAUUCAAAUUGCUUGUUGUAGAAUACCAGAGAGAAUCUAUUUGCAUGUUUGUUUAUUACUGAAGUUUGUACCACUGUUCAUUCCUUAUAAACUUUAAACAGUACUCUUGUGAGCGUUUAUGAAAGCAUUAACCCUAUAGCAUUUGGUCAUCAAAAUAUUGAAAGAAUUUGAAUGUGUAUUUUUACUGUAUCUUUGAUAUUUUUUAUUAAUUUUUGAAAGCGGUUGUGGAUGAUUAGGAAACUCACACUCUCAGUUCUAGAACUACACUGCCUCACAUUUUAGUUCCUCACUUGGCUUGAGGGAAGAGUAAGGGCUUUGUGAUAGAUUACUUGAGGAUUACUAAGAGUUCCUCUGUUUACUUGCAGUAAAGUUAAUAAUUUCCUUUGCAUUCAUUGGACUCUGGAAAGAUUCAAGUUAGUCCUAAAUGUCUACCUUGUGUUAAGAGUGUUAAGACGGUCUGGAGUUUUGAGACUCUGAUCACGGUUCUAUCCCCACCCGUGGUAUGGUUUGUGCCCUCAAAGUUUUUUAAUUAUUUUGGAACCUGAAUUAGGAAAAUAAAUCAUAAAAUAGUAAAGUGUCAGUAUUCCUAAUUUUGAAAAUCUUGACAAUAAGCAUUUCAAAUAAAUAUUUGACUUAUUAAAGAGAAACUAUAUCAUUGUUGGCCAAAAAAAUACAAUCUUACCCAUACUUUGUGAUGGCUGAAGAGGUGCUUGAUGAAGUGCCUGAAGAUAUGCAUGAAGAUAUGCAUGAGGAUAUGCAUGAAGAUAUGCCUGAAGUAAUGCCUGAAGUAAUGCUUGAAGUGACACCUGAAAAGACUUCUGAAGAAACACCUGCAGAAAUGUCUGAUGAGACCCCUGUCUCAAUUGCUCAGUCUGGAACCAGGAAGCGUAUUAGGGUUAACUUAAUAAGACCUGCUUUAUUAAUGCAAAUGAUAAUUGGUAAAGAAGAGAAACCAUAUCAAUGUUCAGUGUGUUUAAAAGAUUUUUCUCGUAAAUUUAGUCUGUUAACACACAUGAGAACGCACACAGGGGAGAAACCACACAAGUGCCCCGAUUGUGAGAAAGACUUUUCUCGUAAAUCUGAACUGGUAUAUCACAUGAGAACUCACACAGGCAAUAAACCAUUUCAGUGUUCAGAGUGUCUGAAAGAUUUUCCAUAUCAAUCUAAGCUAGUGACACACAUGAGAAUUCACACAGGAGAGAAACCAUUUCAAUGUUCAGUGUGUCCUAAAGAGUUUUCAAACAAAUCUAAUUUAGUAACACACAUGAAAACCCAUACUGGAGAAAAGCCUUAUCAGUGUUCCGAGUGUCUAAAAGAGUUUUCUCGUAAAUCAGAUAGAGAAUAUCACAUGAGAACUCACACAGGAGAUAAACCACACAAGUGUUCAGAAUGUCCCAAAGAUUUCUCACACAAGUCAAAUCUAGUGACACACAUGAGAAUUCAUACUGGAGAAAAGCCAUACCAGUGCUCAGAGUGUCAAAAAGAGUUUUCACAAAAAUCUGCUCUUGUGACACACAAGAGAACUCACAAAAAAGAGAAACCAUUCCAGUGUUCAGUGUGUCUAAAAUACUUCAGACAAAAAUCUUACCUAUCAGUACAUAACCGAAUUCAUACAAGAGAUGCACCAUAAAGUUUUGGUGUUGAAAAGAUUUUUAUAACUAUGAUGUCCUGACACUUGUAAGUUUACGCAAGAGAUGACCACGUUAGUUUUCACUCUUUGCAAGAUUCCUGCAAUCGUAUUUAGUAAAAAACGUGGAAUUGAACAAAGUAUAGAAACCACAUAAUAUCAAACUCCCAAAUUUGUUUAGUUAGGUUCUUAAGAGUCCCCAGAUGCAUAUCAUAUGAUGUGAUAUUUAAUUUUCAUUGAGGUGGACCAGUAAGCUAUGAAUGGUCAUGGUUAUAUGUAUAACCAAAAUCUGUAUUUAGUGGUUGAUCAUAUGACAGACUUAUGACAGGAAACAGUUAUCCCACUUUCUGACACUAUCAGCCAUGGUCCCAUAAAUUUUGAUUCUGCAAUCAUCAAAAAUUUUCAUAAUUUUGUCGUAUCUGCACAUUUCUGGAAAGACAGUGGUAGUGUGAAUGAUGCUGAAAGUGUUUCUUUUUUUGGGUCACCUUAACUUGGUAGGAGAUGGGCAGCGCGUUUAAAAAAAAAAUGUCUGAUUUGGACUCAUUUUAUAUCGUGGAGGCCACAUUAUAUUAAAUACUACUAUGUUCUGAUUAAUACAUAUUGCCAUUUAUUAAAAGAAAGAAAAGAGAUAUGAAAAUAAUUUGAGGGCAGUUACAAAAAAAUC
Cherax quadricarinatus is the source of this 2518-nucleotide messenger RNA. NCBI's taxonomy places the organism in Eukaryota, Metazoa, Arthropoda, Malacostraca, Decapoda, Parastacidae. The record is from RefSeq and is a predicted model, not a curated record.